GGUGCAUUCUGGGGACGGUUGCCAGUACUGAGCGAGCGGACCGGUACUGAACUACAACGCAGUGCAUCUCGGGAAACCUGCUUGCGGAGGCUUGGUGGGAGGCCGGAGGACUCGCCCACCCAUGCCCGGCUGCGAGCUGCCGGUGGGCACAUGCCCGGACAUGUGCCCGGCCGCCGAGCGCUCGCAACGCGAAAAGGAGGGGCGCCUGCAUCGCUUCGAGGUGGCUCCGGGGUGCCGCGGGGACCGUCCCCGCGCUGACCCGCAGCGCGCUGUGAAGGAGUACAGCCGGCCGGCCGCCGGCAAGGCCCGACCCCAGCCGAGCCAGCUCCGUCCGCCGUCCGUGCUCCUGGCCACCGUUCGCUAUUUGGCGGGUGAGGUGGCCGAGCGCGCAGACGCAUCCGGCGUGGAGGUGGCCAGCUUCGUGGCGGACCGGUUGCGCGCCGUGCGGCUGGACCUGGCCCUGCAGAGCGCCGGUGACGCCGAGGCGGCGGUGGUGCUGGAGGCGGCGCUGGCUGUGCUGCUGGCCGUGGUGGCGCGGCUCGGGCCCAACGCAGCGUACGGGCCCGCGGACCCGGUGCUGCUGCAGGCCCAGGUGCAAGAGGGCUUCGGUUCGCUGCGGCGCUGCUACGCGCGGGGCCCCGGGCCGCACCCCCGCCAAGCCGCCUUCCAGGGCCUCUUUCUGCUCUACAACCUGGGCUCGGUGGAGGCCCUUAACGAGGUUCUGCAGCUGCCCGCUGCCCUGCGUUCCUGCCCAGCCCUGCGCACAGCCCUGGCUGUGGACGCGGCCUUCCGAGAAGGCAACGCCGCCCGCCUGUUCCGCCUGCUCCGGGCCCUGCCGUACCUGCAGAGCUGUGCGGUGCAGUGCCACGUGGGCCUUGCCCGCCGCCAAGCCCUGGCCCGCCUCGCUUCUGCCCUGAGCACCCCCAGGGGCCAGACCAUACCCCUGGGGUUUGUGGUCCACCUGCUGGCGCUGGACGGGCCCGAGGAGGCCCAGGACCUUUGCCAGGCCCACGGACUGCCCUUGGACGGACAGGAGAGGGUCGUGUUCCUGCGGGGCCGCUACUCGGAGGGAGGACUGCCGCCCACCGGGGCCUGCAGAGUGCUGGUGGGCAGCAAGCUGGGAGGGCGGACCCUGGAGGAAGUAGUCAUGGCAGAGGAGGAAGAUGAGGGUGGGGACGGAUCCAAGUCACGGGCGUGAGGAGCCCGGGACUGGGUGGGAGCACUCGGGUGUCUUUUCCGUUUAUCCCGCACAAUAAAAGGGACUUGUUUUGUAGGGAUAACA
Phyllostomus hastatus (greater spear-nosed bat) is the source of this 1282-nucleotide messenger RNA. It is a transcript of the gene SAC3D1, whose product is annotated as SAC3 domain containing 1. Gene Ontology annotation, biological process: spindle assembly; centrosome duplication. The record is from RefSeq and is a predicted model, not a curated record. Bases 122 to 1198 code for a protein of 358 amino acids. NCBI's taxonomy places the organism in Eukaryota, Metazoa, Chordata, Mammalia, Chiroptera, Phyllostomidae. Gene Ontology annotation, cellular component: centrosome; nucleus; spindle. The transcript is spliced from 3 exons.